CCAGGACAGGACGAGCCUAGCCGACGCCAUCACGCCAUGCAAGGGACCUUCCUCCUCCUCCUCCCGCUCGGCCCUAAAGCUGUCACGCCGCCCAAUAUUCCUUGCCCUCGCCGUCGGGUCGUAUAUAUAAAGCUCUCGCUUCCACCCCUACCACCAUCUCUCCAACCACAACCCAAGCGCAUCGCAGCGGCGGCAACUCGUCGGAGCAAGCAAAGCAAAGCUAGCGCCUUCCUUCGCACGACAGGGUAAUAAUCAAGCUCAAUCGACCGAUAUGGCUGAGACGACAAACACGAUGGCGGCGCCGCGGCCACUCCUGCGCCGGAUGCUCUCGUUCCGGGAGCCACUCCUGGUCAUCCCGUACCUGCUCACCUUCCUGGGCGCCGCGGCGUCGGCGCUGGCCCGCAGCCACUCGUCGCUGCUGCACUCGCUCGCCAGGGCGCUGUUCCCGCCCGCCAACGCCAAGCACGCCGCCGCGCCGCACGCGCCGUCGUCCGCUGCCACCGCCGCCGCCGCCGCGACGUGCCCGGACGACAGCGACGGCGAGGACGAGGACGCCGCGCUGAGCAAGGCGGAGGUGGAGGCGAUCAUGGCCACGAUCGGCCUCGCGGCGGCUGGGCGCGGCGAGGGCCUCGCGCCCGCCAUAGACCUCGACGACGUCCGCGGCCUCUUCGACGCCGAUGAGCCCAGCUUCGCGGAGGUGCGGGCCGUCUUCGCGGUCUUCGACGCUGACCGCGACGGCUUUAUCGGCGCCGAGGACCUGCAGGGCGCCCUGGCGCGGCUGGGAGUCCGGCAGGACGCCGCCGCGUGCCGCGCCAUGGUCGUCGCGGCCGGUGGUGGCCGGGACGCCCGGAUGAACCUGUUCCAGUUCGUCAGGUUCCUCGAGAACGGCCUGUGCUGAUGAGGCUGCAGGGCCGGAGGAGCUGACCGUUCCUUCAUUUUUUUUUUUCUUCUUCGUUUCGUCGCCUCAGCUGCUCGUGGCAGGAGAUGAGAGAGUGUACCAUUCAGAGGGGUGUUCGUCGGGUGUGUGUUUUUCCUCCUGCCAUGAGUUUUGGGGGUGGACUGUGCAGCAAUUAACGCACUAAUUCCCAAGUUAAGAACAAUCAAAUUAAUGGAACUAAUUUGCCGGUUGCAAACA
Molecule: messenger RNA, 1135 nt
Organism: Sorghum bicolor (sorghum)
Lineage: Eukaryota; Viridiplantae; Streptophyta; Magnoliopsida; Poales; Poaceae
Product: probable calcium-binding protein CML45
Exons: 1
Coding region: 272-898 (208 amino acids)
Molecular function (GO): calcium ion binding
Source: RefSeq, a predicted model, not a curated record